Knipowitschia caucasica is the source of this 555-nucleotide messenger RNA. NCBI's taxonomy places the organism in Eukaryota, Metazoa, Chordata, Actinopteri, Gobiiformes, Gobiidae. The record is from the annotation of a GenBank genome assembly.
AUGAUGAGUUGUAAACCGGCCGUCAUUCAUGAAGGUGCAUCGCCAGCACCACAAAACGCUGGUGAUGGGAAGCGUAUAAUGCUGGUCGGAGAGUUCUACUAUGGCAAAUUUGAAGGAGAUGGCUAUACACCGGAGAUUGAUAGAGCAACCACUUUUAAAUGCCAUAGCUGCUUGAAAGUGCUAAAGAAUAAUAUUCGGUUUAUGAACCAUAUGAAGCAUCACCUGGAGCUGGAAAAGCAGAAUAGCGAAAGCUUUGAAAGCCAUACAACCUGUCAGCAUUGCUACCGACAGUACUUGACUCCAUUCCAGCUACAGUGUCACAUAGAGGGGGCUCACAGCCAAAUUGACUCAACAACCAAUUGCAAGAUUUGUGAGCUGGCCUUUGAGUCAGAACAAGUUCUUCUGGACCACAUGAAAAAUAAUCACAAACCUGGAGAAAUGCCCUACGAAUGUCAGGUUUGCAAUUUCAGAUCUUCCUUCUUCUCAUAUGUGGAAACGCAUUUUCGAGAAGCACAUGAAAUACAAAAGAUGACCCUUUUGUCUCAAAGUGGUUAA